AUGAUUCACCUUUCGGUGAAAAAGAAGAAUGAAGAUAUAGAGCCUUUUGAUCGAAAUAAGCUAGAAAAAGCGGUCAAACUUGCUCUUCACAAACGUCCCAUUGAUCAGGAAAAAAUUGAACGCGUCUUAAAUAGUAUCGUGCGUCAAUUAGAGGUCCUAGGAGACACAGAAGUCGAAGCCCGCGUGAUUGGUGAAAUGAUCAUGGACGUUCUUAAAGAUUUAGACCCCGUUGCCUACAUCCGCUUUGCCUCCAUUUACAAAGAAUUCAAACUGGCCGAAGAUUUUGCCGACCUAGAGAUCCAAGCUGCCACGAAAAAAGGCCCAGAAAAACAAUCUUUAAGCGAAGCAGAUAAAAACUUUUUCAGAGAAAUGAUGAGAGAGGAAAGAAUCAAGGAAGCAGAUAAGGGUUUUGAUGCGCUCAUGCAGCCCGAAAUUGAAAGAGAAAAAGCUAGAAAACAGCGUAUAAAAGACGCAGAUGAAGCCUUUGAUGCGAUCAUAAAAAGUGAAAAAAAGCAUGAAAAAGUAAUGCGAGACUUAGAGGAGCUUUUUGGAGAGGAAGGCGAAGGAGAGUAA
Stylophora pistillata is the source of this 573-nucleotide messenger RNA. Its product is annotated as transcriptional repressor NrdR-like. The record is from RefSeq and is a predicted model, not a curated record. Lineage: Eukaryota; Metazoa; Cnidaria; Anthozoa; Scleractinia; Pocilloporidae.